Ixodes scapularis (black-legged tick) is the source of this 678-nucleotide messenger RNA. RefSeq lists its product as uncharacterized. The record is from RefSeq and is a predicted model, not a curated record. The transcript is spliced from 7 exons. NCBI's taxonomy places the organism in Eukaryota, Metazoa, Arthropoda, Arachnida, Ixodida, Ixodidae. Bases 1 to 678 code for a protein of 225 amino acids.
AUGGGUACACCAUGCUGGUCAUUAUGCCUAUGGCUCUGGUUGAUGUACGCUGGAGUGGAUGGUUUGCCCAACGUUCGUCUACGUUCAAGACAGGAACCGGAAGUCCAAGAAGCGCCCAGUAUCACAAUAUUGUAUCUGAUAGACCACACCGUCAAGGGGACUGAAAAGGAAGUAAAGACGUUCAUAAGCUAUGUCAAUCUUCAGGCUCAACAGCAUCUUCAAAGUUUUUUUCACAUCCAGACCACCCUUAACAACAGGACAAAAUACCUUAAAGAUGAUCCCAAUCUGCAAAAGCUGUUGGAAGGUAAUUACCGAACACCCUAUGUAUACCUCGAAGGAACAAUAUUUAACCUAACGUCUUAUUUCGAAAAGAAGACCCAUCCGGACAUCAUUUGCCUUGUGACGGGCAAUGAUCUCUACGAUGGAAAUGGUGUAAGAAAGGGUUAUGGAUACUCCGAGCAGACUACGCUGUGCGAGAGCGUCGUAACUAUGCUGUUAGCAUACAGUCCAUACCGCCAUACGGACAUCAGCCGGAUGUUGGCCGAAUUGAUCAGGAGCAGUGUGAACCCGAAAGAAGUGCCCGGUGUGCACCACGAACGAAGCAAUUUGGCACAACAGAUGAAGGAAUACUUAAGGUACGUACAUAAAGCUGUAUUCACGCUAUAUUUAAUCAAAUAA